Messenger RNA from Rhopalosiphum maidis (corn leaf aphid), 1971 nucleotides. RefSeq names its product inactive peptidyl-prolyl cis-trans isomerase FKBP6-like. Gene Ontology annotation, molecular function: peptidyl-prolyl cis-trans isomerase activity; protein binding. Bases 360 to 1691 code for a protein of 443 amino acids. The transcript is spliced from 4 exons. The record is from RefSeq and is a predicted model, not a curated record. Lineage: Eukaryota; Metazoa; Arthropoda; Insecta; Hemiptera; Aphididae.
GUUUAUCUUUAUAUUAGUACUUAUACACUAUACCUACGUUUCUCGUUAGUUGCCAGUCGGUUUCCGUAUUUUAUAUAGUAAGUACCUACCUACUUAGUGUAAUUCUUCAGUAACAGUAUUUUUCGAUACAAGAGCCAGUGCUGUACUCCUGAACUAUAGUGUAUCAACUAUCAAAUUUUGCUGUAGCAGUGACGUAGCGUGGGUUUCAGUUAAGUGUAUACAUUCAUUGAAAUAAUUUGUACCAGAUUCAAUAUUGCAAUUUAUUAUAACGUCAACUGAAGGAUCAAGACAAAUAUAGGAUUUUGUCAAUAACCAACGAAUAACGACGUAUACGUCGUAAUCUAUUUGAAUCAUUCACAAUGGCUGACGACACUACCGACCUUCCGCCCAAUGUACUCAAUAUACUCAAGACAGCGUCAGAAGAAAUACUGAAUACACAGGACGGAUACUGUUUUACGGUGGAUAACACACCCAAUGAAGACUUUAACGAUACGUUUUCUUAUAAUACAGAUGAGCUGGCUGAGUUUAUUAACUUUGAUAUGAUUGGAGAGGAAGGUGACAAUCUUGAGUCUUUUAACCACCUCAUUACCAAUACAAACUAUGAAGAUGUUACUGGCGAUCGCAAGGUGUUAAAAAUAUUACUGGAACAAGGAGUCGGUCGAGUUGUACCAGAAAACUAUGUAGUUUUUGUACAUUACAUUGCUUAUUUAUCAAACAUUCAAGAACCAUUUGAUGUAACCUAUGUUCAAGGAAGACGACCUAAACGUUUUACAUUGGGUAAUGGUGAACUCAUACCAGGAUUAGAAAUAGGUAUUAAAACAAUGACUAUGGGUGAACUCUCAAGGUUUAUAAUAAAGCCAGAAUUGGCUUACAGAGAAUUAGGAUGCCCACCUCGCAUACCACCAAACGCAACUAUUCUAUUUGAUAUCCAUCUUGUUUCCUAUUUAUCACCUGAAAAUGUCUUAACUUUUGAUAGGGAUAACCGUGAUCCUAACUUAUUUAAUAAAAAUCUUGUACAAGUUAAAAAAUUGCAUCUUGAAGCUAAUGAACAAUUUAAACUUAGAAAUAUAGAUAAAGCUAUAUUUAAAUAUAACCGGGCACUGGAACUACUGCAUAUGGCUGGAUGCAAAAAUGACAAUGAAGAAAUAGAAAUGAUGAAAUAUUUGAAUAAGCUUUAUACAAAUUUAAGUUUGUGCUAUUUAAAGCAAUGUGCUUUUCAUAAAGUUUGUCGUAUGGGUAUAGAGGCAAUGAAAUAUUCAGAAAGAUUUUCCAAGCACUCUGUAAAAUUAUUUUUCAACUGGGGAAAAGCAUUACGCUUACUUAAAGAUUUUACAGAAGCAAAUAAAAAGAUUCAAAUUGCAUUGAAACUUGAACCUCAAAAUGAAACAAUACAUAUUGAAAUUCAUAAAUUAAAAAAAGAUAAAGAAUUUCAUCGUAACAUAGAAAUAAUGACAUUUAAAGAUGACGAUAAUGUUAAUGACAAUGAAAGGUUGGCUCCUAAAUUUUGGGAAGUAUUUGAUACACAUUUAAUCGAGUUUUAUAAUAAUGAUGAAGAUGUAUUAACAGUUACAUUGAACAAAAACCCAGAUGAUAUUAAGGUAAUCAAAAAUAAGGCAAGUGCUUAUGAUCUCCAAGUUCACAUUAUUACAAAAGCUGGUGUUCCAACAAAUUGUAUUGCAAUUCAAAAAUAACUAAAUGUUAAGGUUAAAUUUAAUUUCUAGAUUUACAAUUGUUCAAGUUUCAUAUUAUUUAUAUUUAAAAUGUUGAAUUUGUACAAUAAUUAUUAAUUAAUUAAUUUUAUUAUAAAUAUGAAAUGACUAUCUAAUAUAUGAUCUAAACUUACUAAUAAUGGAAACUCAUACACCUUUGUUUUAGUUAUGUAUUGUGUUCUUGUGUAUACAAAGUUGUUAAACUGUUAUUAUUUAUGAAAUUUAUAUUGUCAAGCUCAACAAUAUGCUUAUUUAGGUGAAA